Molecule: messenger RNA, 1724 nt
Organism: Planococcus citri (citrus mealybug)
Lineage: Eukaryota; Metazoa; Arthropoda; Insecta; Hemiptera; Pseudococcidae
Gene: alpha-PheRS
Product: phenylalanine--tRNA ligase alpha subunit
Exons: 1
Coding region: 222-1700 (492 amino acids)
Biological process (GO): phenylalanyl-tRNA aminoacylation
Cellular component (GO): cytoplasm; phenylalanine-tRNA ligase complex; cytosol
Molecular function (GO): phenylalanine-tRNA ligase activity; ATP binding; tRNA binding
Source: RefSeq, a predicted model, not a curated record
UACCAAUAAUUCUGUUAUCAAACCAUCCGCAUCCGCUCGUGACUCGUUCGCCAACUGUGUCUGUUUCGCGAAUAAAUCGAAAAUUUCAAGCCGGGAGGUUUAUAUUUCAUCAUUUUACGUGUCGAUGUGGAUUGAGUAGAAAUUGAAAAAGAGAACAUUCGCGAGCAGGAAUUACCGCGCUGCUAUAUUUUUUCCAUGUUUCGGUGUUUAAUGGUGUCACAAUGAGUGGUAACUUAUCGGAAGAUGUUUUGAAAAUCGUGAACGAUAACGAACAAGUAGACACGGUUCGUAUUUCGAGUAUUCUCGGCGAAGAUCACCAAAAAGUAGUGGGAAUCGUGAAAAGUCUGCAAGUAUUAGACGACUUGGUGGUCGUAGAACCGCUAACCCAUACACAAUGGAUAUUGACUGCGGAGGGUGCUGAAGUAGCGAAAAACGGUAGCUACGAAGUAUUAAUAUUCAACGCUGUUCCCAGCGGCGGUAUCGCGCAAGCUGAACUCAUGAAAACUGUACCAAACGCCAAGAUCGGUUUCAGCAAAGCCAUGUCGAAAGGUUGGAUAAGCAUCGAUAAAAGCACCAACACGGUCGUACGCAAAGUGGAAGUGGAUUCGGUGGAAGACGAGGUGCAGCGGCAUUUGCAACAGCUAAACGCCAACGAAGAUUCUAUUCCUGCCAAGUGUAAGCAAGAUUACAGUAAAAGAAAACUGAUUCGAGAGGUGAUAACGAAAAGUUUCCUGCUGAAAAAAGGUUCGAAAUUUAGCACGUCGAUUAGCAAGCUCGAAACCGAGCUGACGCCCGAAAUGAUAGCGGACGGCUCUUGGAAAAACGUUAAAUUCAAAGCGUACAAUUUCGACGCUUUAGGUCAAAUAUCUCAAAGCGGUAAUCUUCAUCCUGUGAUGAAAGUACGGUCCGAAUUUCGCCAAAUAUUUUUGGAAAUGGGAUUUACCGAAAUGCCGACCAAUAAUUACGUGGAGAAUUCGUUCUGGAAUUUCGACGCUCUGUUUCAACCGCAACAACAUCCGGCGAGAGACGCUCACGAUACGUUUUUCCUGAAAGAUCCGUCAACGUCGGACGACAUGCCGUCGGAGUAUCUGCAAAAAGUGAAAACCGUCCACAGCGAAGGAGGCUACGGCUCCGUAGGAUACAAGUACAAUUGGUCCGUCGACGAAGCUAGAAAAAAUUUACUUCGCACUCAUACGACGGCGGUCAGCGCUCGUAUGCUGUAUAAGCUAGUCGACGGCCGAGAAUUCAAACCCGUCAAGUAUUUUAGUAUAGAUCGCGUAUUUCGUAACGAAACUUUGGACGCGACGCAUUUGGCCGAAUUUUUCCAAGUCGAAGGAGUAGUCGCCGAUUAUAACUUGACGUUGGGCAAUCUCAUCGGUAUUUUACACGAAUUUUUCAAAAAAUUGGGCAUCGAAGAGUUGAAAUUCAAACCGGCGUAUAAUCCGUACACCGAACCGAGUAUGGAGAUAUUUUGUUAUCAUCGCGGUCUGCAGAAAUGGAUCGAAGUCGGCAAUUCCGGUAUGUUCCGGCCCGAGAUGCUGUUACCAAUGGGCUUACCUAAGAAUGUGAAUGUAAUCGCGUGGGGUCUUUCGUUGGAGAGGCCGACGAUGGUGAAAUACGGCAUUAACAACAUUCGAGAUAUGGUCGGACCAAAAAUCAAUCUUCAAAUCGUAAACGAUAGUCCUAUUUGUCGUUUUUAAUUCUAAUAAAAUGUACGUAAUUUU